UUCAAAAGAAAUAGUUGUUGACGCUUCUCAGUGAAAAAAAGACAGAAUUUAGAAAUACAUAAAUGUCUGAUUUCUUCCUUGAUGUUAGUGAGGGGAAAGUUAGAGCGGUAAAAAGUUGGCUCGAAAAUGGGAGUGAGGUGAACUGUCUGGAUAAAAAUGGGAACUCCGCUCUUCACCUGGCAACAGAGAAGGGGUUCAGGGGUGUAUGUAAGGUGCUCCUAGAUGCUGGAGCAAGGGUCAACAUGAAAAGUUUAAACGACGGAAGAACGGCAGUUCAUUACGCGGCCAUAGAAGAUAUGGACAAGGAUGGAAAUACAGCAGAGGAGUAUGCGGAUAGAUUUCAUAAUUUUGAAGUUCUAAACGUAAUAGAGGAGUUUCUGCUGACUAAAUCUGAAUCUACAAGUACUCUAUCACAGUCAGAGUCAGAAAGAACGCUCACCGAAGAAUCAGAUGAUGAUGAGAGUUCUAUGAUGAACUGGGUUAUUUAUGGAAAUAUGACAAAACAGCCAGAUAGAGCUAAACGAUCAAGGAGUGCCCUGCAGAAGGUAGAAGAGCGUCCAAAAUAUGAUGAAAUAUCCACAAACCUGGAUUCAAGGAGGAAGAAAAAGUCCGAAACCCCAAAACAAGAAUCUCCAAAAUCCCGCCAGCCAGACGCUGAGAGUUCAGAGCGGAGAAAAGUUCUUGAUUCCUGGACAAUGUCUUCUCAAACAAUCCCUGAUGAUCUGCUAUCCUUAGAUCUGGACAGAGAUGGUGAGACAGAAUCUGAGAAAGUUGUUCUUCUGAAACGGCUUCAGAGUCUUGUAGGGGACGAGAAUGAGGAGAAAAUAAAACUUUUAAAAAUGAAAAAAGAAAGUUUAAAGAUUAAGGAAGAUUGUUUGGAGGGGAACAUUGGAUUAAAAAAAGAAGAGCAUCUGAAGAUGUUAGACAGUCUCUCCUUACAGUUUAGGAAAGAGACGGAAGAAUUGACUAGAGAACAACAAAAGGAAGAGGAUAGAAUACAGGAGAAGAUAGAUAAACUAGAACUGGAUCUAAGAAGUCUUGUUUCGUCUUCUCUUUUAGUUUCUUCCCUACUCAGCCCUAACCCACCAGGUUUGAUUAAACAGGAUAAAGCAGGAUAUUUCCCUGUUUUGGAUCUUGAAGAUGAAAUAUCUUGCUGUUCUUGUCAAGAACUACUCACUCCUCCGCAUAAGAUAUACCAGUGCACUAAUGGAGAUUUGAUCUGCUCGUCAUGUCGUGGCAACCCUGUAUGUUCUUCCUGUGGUGUUUAUCUUACACAAACUAUCAGGAACAAGGCGUUGGAGAAAAUAGCAAAAAAGCAUUUUUGAGCACAUCUGUAAUAAUAUUUUUUUCGUAGAUAAAUAAAAUAAAAUUCAUCAA
Eurytemora carolleeae is the source of this 1377-nucleotide messenger RNA. Its product is annotated as ankyrin repeat domain-containing protein 11. The transcript has 18 exons. NCBI's taxonomy places the organism in Eukaryota, Metazoa, Arthropoda, Copepoda, Calanoida, Temoridae. The coding region runs from base 63 to 1325 and encodes 420 amino acids. Gene Ontology annotation, molecular function: protein binding. Gene Ontology annotation, cellular component: cytoplasm; nucleus. The record is from RefSeq and is a predicted model, not a curated record.